This is a messenger RNA of Drosophila ficusphila, 1537 nucleotides long. RefSeq names its product eukaryotic translation initiation factor 4B (gene eIF4B). Gene Ontology annotation, molecular function: RNA binding. The record is from RefSeq and is a predicted model, not a curated record. NCBI's taxonomy places the organism in Eukaryota, Metazoa, Arthropoda, Insecta, Diptera, Drosophilidae. The coding region runs from base 71 to 1459 and encodes 462 amino acids. The transcript has 5 exons.
GUUGACCUCUAGGUUUACAUGCAUUCGUAGAAUUCUCAAAAUUUUAGUUAGUUUGGAAAUAUUUGUUAAAAUGGCUUCUGCAGGAAAAAAAGGUAAAAAGAAUAAAGGAACAGUUAUAUCUUUGCAAUCGUUCCUAUCUAAUGAUGCACCAGUGGGAACCACACAAGUCUCAAAAAAAAUCCGAAAUUUGGAUGGCGAUGAUAGUGAUGAUGGAAGUAGCACAUUGCCCUUAGUAUAUCAGCUUCCAACCGCACCACGGGCAAAUCGGAUUUUUGAUGACAAUUCUGUUCCUCAUAAAGCCCCAUUUAUUGCUUACAUCAACAACUUGCCGUUUGAUGCAAAUGAGGAUGACCUUUACGAAUUUUUCGGUUGUAUUAAUUUAAUUUCUCUGAGACUGCCACGUGAGGAUGGCGAAAACGGUCGUUCAAGGGGCUUUGGCUAUGUGGAAUUAGAAAAUCGAGAAGAUUUAAUUCAUAUACUCAGUUUACCAGAUCCAUCAAUUAAAGGUCGCCGUAUUCGCAUUGAGCUAUCCAACGAAAAUGACCAACAAAACCGACAAAAAUCUAACAGGCGGUUUGAUGGCUUUGGCAAUAGUGGAGAUAAUAGAGACUCUGGUAACUGGAGGCGAGAUAGCCAAAAUAAUGGAAGUAGUUUUGGAUAUUCAUCCAAUUUUGACAGAAGCUUUAAUAGAGAAAGGAAACCGCUACCAGAAAGAGAAGAAACUAACACACCUGGAUCUUGGCGAACGAGCGCCAGACCUCAAUCUUUUGAUUCCUCGCCCACUCGGCGAGAUGUUAACAACGUAUCUGAAAAAUAUCGUGACGGUCGAGGCAGAAAUCCAGAGCGGUAUUCACGUGAAGAUACCUCCUUGAUAGAAGAGAGACCCAAGUUAAAUUUAAAACCACGAACUCUACCAUUACCCGAUUUAAAAAAAAAUGAUUUUGACAAAAUCGAUUUCGACGAGGGCAACUCGGCUAAACAAAGUGUAGCAUCAUCUGUAAAUGUAUUUGGCUCUGCAAAACCAGUUGACACAGCAGCUAGAGAAUUGGAGAUUGAGGAACGCUUGGCUUUAGCUCGAAAACAGGAUAAGAGUCGUCAAAGUGAGGAGUUUAUAAGUGACAAGCUUACUGAAGUCCAAAUUGAUAAAAAUGAUAAUGAAAGUUUGAAUUCAACGGCUACUUGGCGUCGAAGUCAAAACGAUAAAAGGGAAGACGAAAAAGCUAACAUGUCUCAAGAUGAAAAGCACCACGAAGAAGUGACUCAGAAAUAUAAUCAUCCCCGAGAGCGAAUUGACAGACUAGAGAAGUUAAAAGAAAAAGCGAAUACGAACGGAGGGAGCAAGAUUCAAGAGGAUUACAAACGUAAUGACCGUUCACUGCCGAAGAAUAUUCCCCAAAAUGAACCAGUUUUUCAGUCUACUAAUAAAUAUUCUGGGCUUGACGACGAUGGAUCGGAAUAAAAUAUUUGUCCUUAUUAUAAAUAAUUAAAAAUUAAAGAAAGCAUGUAUAGCAUAAUUUACAAAAAAAAAAAAAAAAAC